GGCCGGGCCUGCGAGGAAGACGCCGGGCCUGAAGGCUGGCGAGCUGCUGUCUGGAGCAUGGAGGGCGAGGCGGCCGGGCGAGGUGGCGGCGGGAAGCUGUGAGGCUGGCGAGGGGUUUCCCCAGGACUGCCUCGGGCUCGGAGAGGCGGGAUCCCGCCAGGACGGGGUCCCUGAGGGAGGAGAACGGCACACGACGACCCAGAUUCCUCUCCUGCCGGGCAGGGACCUCAGACUUUUCCUGGCGGGUCGACCCCUUACCGAAAUCCCCCGACUGCCGCCCGCACACGCCCUUGGCGGCGACCGAGUCACCUCCUGCUGCCGGGAGGCCGCCAGAGCACUGUCCAGGUUACUAUGGAUACCGUGGUGAAGACUACGUCCCUGUCUUGGAGAAACCCACCUUCUGGUAGAGAUAGAGAGAGUGGAGAAGUGCUAAGAAUGCAGUAUGGUGGGUGCAGUAAUUAAGACAUAUCGAGACACAAAAAAAGAGGCGACCCCUGGACCAGCGCGAGGGACCCACCCUCACGAUGACCGAGACCACCAAGACCCACGUAAUCUUGCUUGCCUGCGGCAGCUUCAAUCCCAUCACCAAAGGGCACAUUCAGAUGUUCGAAAGAGCCAGGGAUUAUCUGCACAAAACCGGAAGGUUUAUUGUGAUUGGUGGGAUUGUCUCUCCCGUCCACGACUCCUACGGAAAACAGGGCCUUGUGUCGAGCCGGCACCGCCUCAUCAUGUGUCAGCUGGCCGUCCAGAACUCCGACUGGAUCAGGGUGGACCCAUGGGAGUGCUAUCAGGACACCUGGCAGACCACGUGCAGCGUGCUGGAGCACCAUCGGGACCUCAUGAAGCGGGUGACUGGCUGCAUCCUCUCCAAUGUCAACACGCCCUCCAUGACGCCUGUGGUCGGACAGCCCCAAAAUGAGACCCCCCAGCCCAUUUACCAGAACAGCAAUGUGUCCAGCAAGCCCACUGCAGCCAAGAUCUUGGGGAAGGUGGGAGAAAGCCUAAGCCGGAUCUGCUGUGUCCGCCCACCAGUGGAGCGCUUCACCUUUGUGGAUGAGAACGCCAAUCUGGGCACGGUGAUGAGGUACGAGGAGAUCGAGCUGCGGAUCUUGCUGCUGUGUGGCAGUGACCUGCUGGAAUCCUUCUGCAUCCCUGGGCUCUGGAAUGAGGCGGAUAUGGAGGUGAUCGUCGGGGACUUUGGGAUUGUGGUGGUGCCCCGGGACGCAGCUGACACAGACCGAAUUAUGAAUCACUCCUCAAUACUCCGCAAAUACAAAAAUAACAUUAUGGUGGUAAAGGAUGACAUCAACCAUCCCAUGUCUGUUGUCAGCUCAACCAAGAGCAGGUACGUUUAACAGCCAGAGGGACCUUGGUCAAAUGGGCUUACAAGUUUUAAUACAACUGACUCUUACCAUUUGCUGACACCUGCUGCCUGGUAUUUAGCCUUCUUUGGGGACCUCAUGUAUUUGUCCCCCGUUAUCUACUUCUUUUUUUUU
This is a messenger RNA of Leptonychotes weddellii (Weddell seal), 1496 nucleotides long. The record is from RefSeq and is a predicted model, not a curated record. NCBI's taxonomy places the organism in Eukaryota, Metazoa, Chordata, Mammalia, Carnivora, Phocidae.